Molecule: messenger RNA, 7443 nt
Organism: Oncorhynchus keta (chum salmon)
Lineage: Eukaryota; Metazoa; Chordata; Actinopteri; Salmoniformes; Salmonidae
Product: double-stranded RNA-specific editase 1-like
Exons: 13
Coding region: 566-2662 (698 amino acids)
Biological process (GO): RNA processing; adenosine to inosine editing
Cellular component (GO): nucleolus; cytoplasm
Molecular function (GO): double-stranded RNA adenosine deaminase activity; double-stranded RNA binding; tRNA-specific adenosine deaminase activity
Source: RefSeq, a predicted model, not a curated record
CUCAUAUAUUUUCAGCCUCCUUCAAGAGUUUGUCCAAUCAGACCUGUCAAAUUUAGUAUCCAGUCUCGGUAGCCUGGGCAUCCAAUGAAAAUCCAAUAUCCUUCCACGUUGCUUGCUUCCCCGGACGGAUACCGCGAGAGUAGGCUAGGCCGCAGUUCGUCUGUAUUGCGGUGAGUGCAACUGUACGAGCGGCGCCUUCUCGCCAAUUCAUUCAGCUCCAGCAACCCAUAAAACAGAGGACAGGAGGCGGUCUGCGCUUUUACAUUGAACGGAGGACGACCACCUCUUUCUACGGUUCUGCAAGCUUCCCUUUUAAAUUGCGACACAUACUAGCUCUGACACCUGCCCGUAGGACAUUGAAACUUUGGCAAAGAGCUGCAUCACGCCACUGACCACCCAGAGACUCAUAAAAGCAGAGAGAACUACAGAGAAGUAGCUUCCAGCUCUCACCCCUUUUGCACGGCCACUGAAGAAGAGCCACAGAGUGCGCCAAUACUACACAACGGACAACAAAGGGAAAACAGGUGGAGCCGGAGCUCGGCAGCCCCGGCAGAAGCUCUUCACCAUGGACGUGGAUGAAGAGGAGAACAUGAGUUCGAGCAGCACCGACGUAAAGGAAAACCGUAACCUGGACAACGUCUCCUCCAAAGAGGGGGAGGCUGUAGCUGAGCAGCUCCCCAACGGCAGUGGCGGGGGCAGCAGGAAGCGCCCCUUAGAGGAGGGAAACAAUGGCCACACGCACUCCAAGUUCCGGGCCAAGAAGCGUAAGAAAACGCCAGGCCCGGUUCUACCCAAGAAUGCCCUUAUGCAGCUGAAUGAAAUUAAGCCGGGGCUGCUGUAUAAGCUGCUAUCUCAAACGGGUCCAGUCCACGCUCCCGUGUUUGUCAUGACCGUCGAGGUCAAUGGGCAGCUGUUCGAGGGCUCAGGUCCCACCAAGAAGAAGGCCAAGCUGAAUGCAGCAGAGAAGGCACUGCGCUCCUUUGUCCAGUUCCCCAACGCCUCCGAAGCACACCUGGCUAUGGGCCGGACACUGACAGUCAAUACAGACUUCACAUCCGACCAGGCCGACUUCCCAGACAUGCUCUUCAACGGGUUUGAGACGCCCGCACCGCCCGAGGACUCCUUUUACCUGGGCUCCAAUGGCAGCGGUUGCUUAAACUCGCUGGGAGAGUACUCCAUGCCUUCCACCCCAGGUGCUAACUUAGCCCAGGCCCUGUUGCCCCCUCCCUCAUCCUUCACCUCGCCCUCGAGCGGCAAGAACCCUGUCAUGAUCCUCAAUGAGCUAAGGCCGGGCCUCAAGUAUGACUUUUUGUCCGAGAGCGGCGAGAGCCAUGCAAAGAACUUUGUCAUGCAGGUAUCGGUGGACUCACAGCAGUUCGAGGGCUCUGGACGAAACAAGAAGCUGGCCAAGGCCCGGGCCGCCCAGGCAGCCCUCUCAGCCCUCUUCAACAUGCAGCUGGACCAGACGCCCUCCCGACAACCCAUCCCCAGAGAGGGACUGCAGCUCCACCUACCCCAGGUCCUCGCCGACGCGGUCUCUCGCCUGGUUGUGGACAAGUUCAGCGAGCUGACGGACAACUUCACCUCCCCCCACGCGCGGCGGAAAGUCCUGGCAGGGGUCGUCAUGACAACAGGCACGGACGUGAAAGAGGCCCAGGUGAUCUGUGUCUCCACGGGCACCAAGUGCAUCAACGGCGAGUACAUGAGUGACCGCGGCUUGGCGCUCAACGACUGCCAUGCAGAGAUUAUCGCCCGCCGCUCGCUCAUCCGGUACCUCUACGCCCAGCUGGAGCACUUCCUAAGCAGCAACAAGGAGGAGCAGCAGAAGUCCAUAUUCACGCGCUGUGACAAGCGUGGCUACCGGCUAAGGGACAACGUUCUGUUCCACCUCUACAUCAGCACCUCGCCCUGUGGAGACGCACGCAUCUUCUCACCGCACGAGGCCGGCAUGGAAGACCAAGGAGACCGACACCCUAACCGGAAGGCGCGGGGCCAGCUGAGGACUAAAAUAGAGUCUGGGGAGGGGACCAUUCCCGUGAGGACCAGCAACACCAUCCAGACAUGGGACGGGGUGCUGCAGGGAGAAAGGCUGCUGACCAUGUCCUGCAGUGACAAGAUCGCAAGAUGGAACGUGGUGGGCAUCCAGGGCUCUCUGAUGAGCUACUUCACGGAGCCCAUCUACUUCUCCAGCAUCAUCCUGGGCAGCCUGUACCACGCCGACCACCUCUCCCGGGCUAUGUACCAGCGCAUAGCCGACAUCGAGGACCUGCCCCAACAGUUCAGCCUCAACAGGCCUCUACUGAGCGGCAUCAGCAACGCGGAGGCGAGGCAGCCGGGCAAGGCACCCAAUUUCAGCGUGAACUGGGCGGUGGGCGACCUGGCGCUGGAGGUCAUCAAUGCUACCACGGGCAAAGACGACAUGGGGCGCGCCUCGCGCCUCUGCAAGCACGCCCUCUACAGCCGCUGGGUUCGCCUGCAUUCCAAGCUGUCAUCCACACUGAGGAUCAAGGUGUCCAAGCCCAGCUCAUACCACGACGCCAAGCAGGCGGCGGUGGAGUACCACAACGCCAAGCAGACUCUCAUCAAGGUCUUCCACAAGUCGGGCCUGGGGGCCUGGGUGAAGAAGCCCAUCGAGCAGGACCAGUUCUCCCUCAACUCCUGAUUAGGGGGUUAGGGGAACCUCAUAACCCAACCCACUGCACCCCAACCACCUCUCGAGGCCUGAGAAAAGAGGCUCUUCAAAAUUACCAGCCACUGAGACUUUGUGUCUGUGUGCGUGUGUGUGUGUCUGCGUGCGUGUGUACCUCGUGCAUGCGUGUGUGUAUGUCAGUCUUGAGUGUUUGUGAGAAAUAACGCAUGUGGUUCUGGCCACCUCCCUCCGUCCCAAUCACUCUGCUCUCGUUCCUCAUGGCUGUGAUGUCAUCACUCUGUAAAACGUUCUUUUUUUUUUUUUUUAUCGAUGGUACUCAAUGUUCAAUCUGCCCUUCUAAUCACGAAGUCUUGCCAUUUUUAACUGGAAUCGUUUUUAGUCUUUGUUGUUUUAUUUGCAAGACUUUACAUGAAGUUGUCCAAACACCAUGUAGUUACUAUAUACUUAUUUCUGUAACCAGAAUGUAGAAUGUACAACGAUUCUAUUUCUACUAUACAGUUAAAUGUAAUUACACUAGUAUAAACCCAAAUGCCAUGUGACUUUUUAACCUAUUGUAGAAUUUAAUCUUUUUAAUGUCUUAUUUCAUUACAAUAUAGACCCUUUAUUAUAAGCACGUAUGAUAUUAUGCUAAAUGCAAAUCCAAAAUGUUGGUUACAGUCAUUCAAUCAUUAUUCAUUUGAAAUCUCUCCUUUUGGUCCCGUUACAUCUUAUUUAUUUAUUUGUUGGCAUUUUUGGUCAUUCAAUUACAUUCCCAUUCCGUACUUGAACAUUGGGCCCUGGCGGAGGCUGUCAACGAUUCCCCUCGAGUCCUUUGACCUUGGGGGGGUUGAGGAGAGUUGUGGAUGUGCUGCACGUUUUGUCUUGUUGAAGUAAGCCAUGGCUUUGCAUGGGAAUGGUGUCAGAGUUCGGCGAGUUGAUUCGGUAGAGAACCAACAGGGAUCUGCUCGAGUGAUUUUCUUUUCCCCCCCUGCACAUGGAGCUUUGAAUCAUGUUUCUCUCUUUAAUGUGUUUGUUUUGUUUCCUGGAGGGGGCUUGUUUUUUUUAGUAUUGCAACUUUGGACUUUUUUGUGUUUGAGAGAUGGAUUAUACUGCAACUGAAUAAUGACAGGAAUUCAGUAUUUCUAUCAAUGACGCUGCAUAGGGGCUACAUUACACCUCCUUAAUAAGCAUGAUCCUCAUGGACAUUAUGCAUCCAUGCCCUGGGCAUUUAUAAAUGCUUAUGUCAACAACCUCGGAUCGAUAGGUCAUGGUCAUGCCACACAAUACAAGUCUGGUGACAUAACACAUUUUAUGUCAAUCUGGGGUUGUUAUGAAGGUGUAAAGUAGGCCAUGUGUCAUGUAAUUCAUAGAGAGCUGGGAAAUGCAUGUCUCCAAGAGCUUAUGUCGUCAUUUAAACAACUCUUGUAAGCAACACGAUUGUUGAUUGCUCAUUGUGUGAGUAAACUUCCAAGGGAACACAAAGAAACGCAUGAGAGAUUUUACAAAGUUGAGUUUGGUACCACCCACUCAAUGACCAAUCCGUGUUUUCUCAAUCCAAGUCCUAUUGGUCCGAUUCCCUGGGUGUUCUGUAAGCCCUCUUCCCCACCCUCUCCCAUGUGUUCAUCUUUUCUAUUUCAACUAUUUCUACAACAUGAUAAACUCUGGAUGCCAGUAAUGACAACUUUCUAAUGUAUUACCUGUGUGCUCUCCCUUAUAGGCUGGUCAUAUACCUCUAAUAUCAGCAUUGUACAUGGCCAAUGACAAACCACAAUGUAAACGGACACACUGCAAAGGAAUGAUUAUUAUGAGGUAUUCUUUAAGUUGGUGUAUUUUUAUAUCUGAUAUAUUUGGUUCAAAACAGCAGGGGAAGAUGCUUGGAGUCCCAGCAGUGUGUGUGUUGUAUGUACACUACAUGGCCAAAAGUAUGUGGACAACUGCUCAGCGAACAUCUCAUUUCAAAAUCAUGGGCAUUAAUAUGGAGUUGGUCCCCCCUUUGCUGCUAUAACAGCCUCCACUCUUUUGGGAAGGCUUUCAACUAGAUGUUGGAACAUUGCUGCAUUCAGCCACAAGAGCAUUAGUGAGGUUGGGCACUGAUGUUGGGCGAUUAGGCCUGGCUCGCAGUCGGCAUUCCAAUUCAGCCCAAAGGUGUUUGAUGAGGUUGAGGUCAAGGAUCUGUGCAGGCCGGUCAAGUUCUUCCAUACCGAUCUCUACAAACCAUUUCUGUAUGAACCUCGCUUUGUGCAUGGGGGUAUUGUGAUGCUGAAAAAGGAAAGGUCCUUCCCCAAACUGUUGCCACAAAGUUGGAAACACAGACUCGUCUAUAUUGUCAUUGUAUGCUGUAGCGUUAAGAUUGCCCUUCACUGAAAGUCCGGAACUAAGGGACCUAGCUUGAACCAUGAAAAACAGCCCCAGACCAUUAUUCCUCCUCCAUCAAACUUUACAGUUGGCACUAUGCAUUGGGGCAGGUAGCGUACUCCUGGCAUCCACCAUACCCAGAUUUGUUCAUUGGACUGGCAGAUGGUGAAUCGUGAUUCAUCACUCCAGAGAACGAGUUUCCACUGCUCCAGUCCAAUGGCGGCGAGCGUUACUCCACUCCAUCUUACGCUUGGUGUUGCGCAUGGUGAUGUUAGUCUUGUAUGCGGCUGCUCGGCCAUGGAAACCCCCCAACAAAGUUAUUGUGUUGACGUUGCUACUCGGGGCAGUUUGGAACGUGGUAGUGAGUGUUGUAACCGAGGACAGUCCCGUUCUGUGAGCUUGUGUUCGCAGUUGUUGUUGCUCAGAUAUUCCCACUUCACAAUGACAGCACUUACAGUUGACCGGGGAAGCUCUAGCAGGGAAGAAAUUUGACGUACUGACAUGUUUGAAAGGUGGCAUGCUAUGACGGUGCCACGUUGAAAGUCACUGAGCUCUUGAGUAAGGCCCUUCUACUGUCAAUGAUUUUGUCUAUUGAGAAUGCAUGGCUGUGUGUUCGAUUUUAUACGCCUGUAAGGAACUGGUUUGGCUGAAAUAGCCCGAAUCCACUAAUUUGAAGUGAUGUUCACAUACUUUUGUGUGUAUAUAGUGGAUGUCUAGAGUAAGGAGAUUGUGUGACACUGCUCGAUAAAUGUCAUAAAUGAGAUUGCUGUUGAAUCUGCACCAAAGAUGAUGUCCUUGUGUGUUUUUCUCACACAUGUCUUUGAGCAACAACAAAGGAAAAGGGGGAAACAUUUUUUUAAACGUGUUUCGCACACACCAAUUGCUGGGUAUAAUAUUGCAAUGUUUUUGUACUUUCAUUUUAUCAAUGUAUUUUUUUUAUUUGUAUAAAAUGAUGGGUUGUAUUCUGUUGUAUUCCAGCUUUGUUGUGGAAUCUUUCUUGUCGGGCUCUUUUGGUAUUUCUGUAGCUGUCGAUUAUCAAGGUGUUAUUAUUGUGAACCUCUGUUCUAUUGCUAUGGAAAUGAUGCGAUAUACUGGUUAAAAAUGUGAUGCCUGUGCAACUCUUCUUCCUUCACUGUCUAGUUCUUGUUCUCCCUCCAUGAAACUGCUGGGAUGUAUUUGAUUUGUUUUUAGUUUUUCAUUUGAACUCUUAAAGGUCCAAUGCAGCCUUCUUUUUUUUUUAUCUCAAAAUCAAAUAAUUUCUGGGUAACAAUUUAAGUACCUUUUUGUGGUUAUUUUUCAACCACCAGCUAGUUUUCAAAAAAAUAAACAAAAAUAGAGUAUUAGCAAAGAGUUUUUUUUAAGCAAGAAUCUUGCUAGGACUGUCUGGGAGUGGUCUGAGUGGUGCGGGGAAAACUCACUGUUAUUGGCAGAGAGGUUUGGAACUCUUAUUGGUCUAUUAACUAACUUGCCGCCCGUUGACAUCACCAGGCAGGCCAAAACUCCAUCGCACCAAAACGGGCAGAAAUUGUAGGCAGUCUUUUGAAUUAAUUUAAUUAAUUAAACCGCUCUAAUACUUAAAGGGCAUUAUCAGCAUUUUCACAAUUUCACAGUAUUAUUCCAACCUCAGUGUGGAAAUAUAUAUAUAAAACACAGAAAAUCUUGUUUUUGACUAUACUGGGCCUUUAAAAAAAAGCUAGUUCCUGUUCCUUCACUGCAGCGGCCAGAGAUGUGCUACUAAUUGUUGAGCAAAUGUCCUGUGUCGCUGUGUCCUUGUGAUACACGUAUGUUUUGAAUUGUCUCUGAAAGGCCUCUUUACCUCAUACCUCUGCAGUCACAUUGUGACACCCCCCCCCCCCUGAAAAGAUCCAGGUCAUGAGCAAUAUGUCCCCCAACACCCCUUUAAUGAGGCCCCAGGAGGAACGGGACCAGAAAGAAUGGUUCCCCUCCCCCUCUGUUCCCCCCUUCGUCGUGCUCUCUUUUAAAACUGACUGUUUGAAACUUCUUCUUUUUUAAAGCCUGCCUGCUUCUCCAUAGUAUGGUUCUUAUUUUUUGGACUGCACUAAAGAUGUCAAUUGAUGAUGUCAUGACACAAACCGUCCCCCAAAAUGGACAGGUCGGAACUAUUUGCAAGAAACUGAACUGCUUCCCUAUGACCGAGUGUUCCCAGCGGUCUAUAAUCCCCGUUCGGUCGGCCGUCCUAACCGCCUUGUGAUUAUUUGGUGACUGUUCAGUGGUCCCGGUGUGGUCCACUCGGGGUGGUCAGAGGACUCCUCUACUCUCCUCUCACCCCACAUCCGCUGUGCAAUCUCCACCUGGACCACCAUCUUGCAUGUGCUCCCACACUGAAGCUGCACCUAAAGCAUGAAGACAUACUUUUAAAGUACUCUUAUGUAGAAAAAAAAACUGAUAAAUAGAUAUAUAAAAUGAAGGAAAAUAAUAAUAAAGGAGACCUUAGUUUA